Molecule: messenger RNA, 327 nt
Organism: Cylicocyclus nassatus
Lineage: Eukaryota; Metazoa; Nematoda; Chromadorea; Rhabditida; Strongylidae
Source: the annotation of a GenBank genome assembly
AUGAUGUACUGCUCUCAGCGAAUUACUAAAGUGCUGAAGCGCCUUCAGCAUGAAUCAAAAUACAUACAAAUACGAAUGUAUCAGAUAUUGUUGAUAGAGGCCACUAUUCCCAUUGUGCUUAUACAUAUACCCUUAACAAUUUGCUGUGUUCUACCUUUAGUGGACCUCCAUGUAGAGGUGCUACUUGAGAUUCUUCCAUUACUCUUCGCUUGGUAUCCGGCUAUCAGUCCUCUGUUGAUCAUUUGGAGCCUGAAUAGAAAGAACAACUGGAGAAAGAAGAUCACUUCUUCUACUAUUGUUACCACACUGCAAGUAAAAUAUCGAUGA